AUGUCCUUCUCCUUGUCCCUCUUGUGCUGCGUGUCCAAUGCCGCGGCGGCCACCGGCGGGGAUGAGGCCGCGGCGCUGCUGGCCAUCAAGGCCUCACUCGUCGAUCCGCUGGGGGAGCUCCGGGGGUGGGGUUCCGGGCUGCAUUGCGGCUGGAAGGGCGUGCUAUGCGACGCCCAGGGCGUGGUCUCAGGCAUCAACCUCGCCGGCAUGAACCUGAGCGGCACCAUCCCUGACGACAUCCUCGGCCUCACCGGGCUCACCUCGAUCGUCCUUCAGAGCAAUGCCUUCGACCGCGAGCUGCCUCUGGCGCUCGUAUCCAUCCCGACGCUCCGGGAGUUCGACGUCAGUGACAACAGCUUCACCGGCCGGUUCCCUGCUGGCCUCGGUGCGUGCGCAUCAUUGGUGUACUUCAACGCGUCCGGCAACAACUUCGUCGGUCCGCUCCCGGCCGACAUCGGCAAUGCCACCGAGCUCGAGACGCUCGACGUCAGGGGGGGCUUCUUCUCCGGCACGAUCCCCAAGAGCUACGGCAAACUACAGAAGCUCAAGUUCUUGGGGCUAUCUGGCAACAACCUCAAUGGCGCUCUCCCGGCCGAGCUGUUCGAGCUCGCGGCAUUGGAGCAGAUAAUCAUCGGCUACAACGAGUUCAGCGGCCCAAUCCCGGCGGCUAUUGGCAAGCUCAAGAAACUCCAGUACCUUGACAUGGCGAUCGGCAACUUGGAAGGCCCCAUUCCCUCGGAGCUCGGCCAGCUGCGGGAGCUCGACACCGUCUUCCUUUACAAGAAUAACAUCGGCGGCAAGAUACCCAAAGAGCUCGGCAAUCUAUCGUCCCUCCUCAUGCUCGACCUCUCUGACAACGUGCUCACAGGCGCCAUUCCGCCGGAGCUGGCGCAGCUCACCAACCUGCAGCUGCUCAACCUCAUGUGUAACCGGCUGAAGGGCGGCGUCCCGGCGGGCAUCGGCGAGCUUCCCAAGCUGGAAGUGCUGGAGCUGUGGAAUAACUCCCUCACCGGCUCGCUGCCACCGUCUCUCGGCGCCGCGCAGCCGCUGCAAUGGCUCGACGUGUCUACGAACGCGCUGUCCGGGCCGGUGCCCGCCGGUCUCUGCGACAGCGGCAACCUCACGAAGCUGAUACUCUUCAACAAUGUCUUCACGGGCCCGAUUCCGACGGGGCUCACCACGUGCUCGUCGCUGGUCCGGGUGCGCGCGCACAACAACCGGCUCAACGGCACGGUGCCGGCGGGGCUCGGGCGGCUGCCGCGGCUGCAGCGCCUGGAGCUGGCUGGUAACGAGCUCUCCGGUGAGAUCCCCGAUGACUUGGCGUUGUCAACGUCGCUCUCCUUCAUCGACCUCUCCCACAACCAGCUGCGAUCGGCGCUGCCGUCGAACAUCUUGUCCAUUCCGACGCUGCAGUCGUUCGGGGCGGCGGACAACGAGCUGAUCGGAGGUGUGCCCGAUGAGCUAGAUGAUUGCCGAUCCCUCUCCGCCCUUGACCUGUCGAGCAACCGGCUGUCCGGCGCUAUACCGUCUAGCCUCUCUUCGUGCCAGAGGCUCGUCUCGCUUAACCUCCGUAGCAACCGCUUCACCGGGCAGAUCCCUAGCGCGGUCGCCAUGAUGCCGACAUUGUCUGUCCUCGAUCUCUCCAACAACUUCCUCUCCGGCGAGAUUCCAAGCAACUUCGGCAGCUCGCCGGCGCUAGAGAUGCUCAACCUGGCGAACAACAACCUCACCGGUCCCGUGCCGGCGACCGGGCUUUUGAGGACAAUUAAUCCCGAUGAACUUGCUGGGAACCCGGGCCUUUGCGGGGGCGUCCUGCCGCCGUGCGGGGUCAACGCUCUGCGGGCUUCGUCAUCGACGUCAGGCCUCCGGCGUUCGCACGUCAAGCACAUCGCCGCCGGGUGGGCGAUCGGCAUCUCGAUCGCUCUCGUGGCAUGUGGUGCCGUCUUCCUCGGCAAGUUGACGUACCAGAGGUGGUACCUCAAUGGUGGAUGCUGCGACGAGGCCGUCGAGGAUGACGGGAACGGCUCGUGGCCGUGGCGCCUCACGGCGUUCCAGCGGCUGAGCUUCACCAGCGCCGAGGUGCUCGCGUGCAUCAAGGAGGACAACAUCGUCGGCAUGGGCGGCUCAGGGGUGGUGUACCGCGCCGACAUGCCGCGCCACCACGCCAUCGUCGCCGUCAAAAAGCUCUGGCGAGCGGCGGGUUGCCCCGAGGAGGGCACGGUGGACGGGCGCCGGGACGUCGAGGCAGGAGCAGGAGGCGAGUUCGCCGCGGAGGUGAAGCUCCUCGGCCGACUCCGGCACCGGAACGUUGUGCGCAUGCUGGGGUACGUGAGCAACGACGUGGACACGAUGGUGCUGUACGAGUACAUGGCGGGCGGCAGCCUGUGGGAGGCGCUGCACGGGCGGGGCAAGGGAAAGCAGCUGGUGGACUGGGUGUCCCGGUACAACGUGGCUGCUGGCGUCGCCGCCGGACUGGCGUACCUGCACCACGACUGCCGGCCCCUGGUGAUCCACCGCGACGUCAAGUCGAGCAACGUGCUCCUGGACCCAAACAUGGAGGCCAAAAUCGCCGAUUUCGGGCUGGCGCGCGUCAUGGCGCGGCCCAACGAGACCGUCUCGGUGGUCGCCGGCUCCUACGGCUACAUCGCGCCGGAGUACGGGUACACGCUGAAGGUGGACCAGAAGAGCGACAUCUACAGCUUCGGGGUGGUGCUCAUGGAGCUGCUCACCGGGCGGCGGCCCAUCGAGCCGGAGUACGGCGAGAGCUGCGUGGACAUCGUCGGUUGGGUCAGGGAGCGGCUGCGCAGCAACAGCGGGGUGGAGGAACUGCUCGACGCCGGCGUCGGGGGGCGCGUCGACCACGUUCGGGAGGAGAUGCUGCUGGUGCUGCGGAUCGCGGUGCUGUGCACGGCAAAGUCACCCAAGGACCGGCCGACGAUGAGGGACGUGGUGACCAUGCUCGCGGAGGCCAAGCCGCGCCGGAAGAGCAGCAGCGCCACCGUGGCGGCCACGGUCGUCGACAAGGACAAACCGGUGUUCACCACGUCGCCGGACUCUGGCUACCUGUAG
This is a messenger RNA of Lolium rigidum, 3069 nucleotides long. RefSeq names its product MDIS1-interacting receptor like kinase 1-like. Gene Ontology annotation, molecular function: ATP binding; protein binding; protein kinase activity. The transcript has a single exon. Lineage: Eukaryota; Viridiplantae; Streptophyta; Magnoliopsida; Poales; Poaceae. Bases 1 to 3069 code for a protein of 1022 amino acids. The record is from RefSeq and is a predicted model, not a curated record. Gene Ontology annotation, biological process: protein phosphorylation.